CACAAUAAAUAAGAAUUCAAAAGUUGAAUAACUAAAUUGGUAUCAUCUAAAAUCAAUGACUGAACUUAUAAGGAAAUAUAAAAAAUAAAAUUACUUCUUUGGUAAAUGAAAACACAAAAAAAAAACGUGAAUGGUGACCAAUUAGAGAAGUUUUUUUAAAGAAAAAGUACACACAAUGACCGCCCAUGGAACCUGUCUAACUCCCUCCUUGCAAUGAAGAAGUGGGAUGAGGAAGGAAAGCAUGAAGAUCUGGAUCUACCAACAGUGACUACUUGGGUGCAGAUCCAUGACUUGCUGCCACAACUCAAGCAUGAUUCUACUGUCGAAGCCAUAGCCUCGUACAUCUUCCCCAAAUUCCAUAGGGUGGACAGAUCCUCGCUGGAGCACAAAGGAUGGAGACGUUUUAUUAGAGUGCUGGUGGAAGUCGAACUAGAAGAACCAGUCCCAAUCGGAUUUGAAUAUCUAGAAGGAGACAAAUCCUUUUGGGUAAGCUUCAACUAUGAGAAGGUGAAUGAACUUUGCUACUUAUGUGGUAGGAUUGGACACCAGAUCCACAAGUGCAACAUUAGAGAAGAGCAUAGGGAAAAAAGACUAUCCACUAAGGCGUCGAAGAUCUACACGGCAGCCUUGAAAGCGGGGCGUGAAUCGCUGGCAAGCUCCCAUCCACCGUCCUUCAACCAGAAAUAGCAUAUUGAGUUGGCCGGAGCAAGCUCAUCCCAGGGGGACUGGAAUACGACAUCCUAGGAGCUCAUGGGGAAACAUCCCCAACGACUCUUUCUCUUGUUAGAGGGGGAGCAUCCACAUCCUGCCCACCAAGAUUUGAAGGGAGACACCUUCUCACACCCAGAUCAAUGACUGACACUGACAUCUUCCUUCAUGGAGACUUGAGAACGAGGCACCAGCUGUGCACACCGAGAAGGCUGGAAGAAGAUUUGGAUGAGGUAGCUGUUGCGGUCCAGAGAUCCCUUGAUCUCAACUGGGGGUUUUAGGGAUACAGAGGGGAGUCAGGGCAGAUAGGGUUGGGGAGUGGGCUCUCACUUGCCCCACCCACACACAUGGCCUUCACAGAUCUGAGUAGCGGUAGUGGGCCUCAAACUAGGGGCAAUAGCCCACCGCUAACAAUAGUCCAGGAAGCCCAGCGGAACUUUGAAUGCAUGAUGGGUCGGGCCGAGAAGAAAAGAAGACCAGCUGACAUCUAUGCUGUGGAAACCAUGGAGGCUGAGCCCAACCAGCCUUCUUCUUUGGUGGGAAAUUAUCUAACUUUUAAUUUGGGUCCUUUUUUGGUGAGAAAUAGAGGAAGAAGAUCUCAGCAAGGAGAAAAUCCCUUCCGGCGGAAAACAUGGGAAAACAAAGAACUCAGAGAAGGAGAUACUACCUCUUCACAGGCGGCGGUGGACAGCCUGAAGCCACCACACCCCAACUGAAGAUCAUGAGCUGGAAUUAUAGGGGGUUUGGCCUACCCCCCUACUCGAAGCUACUGUAAGAGAUUUUGUCGGCAGUUUGGCCCGUCAAUUUUGUUUCUCAUGGAGACCAAGAAAGACUCAACUUUCAU
Molecule: messenger RNA, 1552 nt
Organism: Linum trigynum
Lineage: Eukaryota; Viridiplantae; Streptophyta; Magnoliopsida; Malpighiales; Linaceae
Source: the annotation of a GenBank genome assembly